AUGACUACAUUUAAAAUGAAGCUCCAUUUGUGGCAUUCUAAAUUGGAAUGUGAGACUUUUGCACCACCAUUUCCAAACCCCAAUACUUUCCUUGAUGAAGAUGACCUUCGAAUUGAUGCUGACAUCCUCGACAUAAUUAAACAGCAUGUCUUAAUUCUUCACACUGAAAUUCUAAGAUACUUCCCCGACCUACAAAAUUUCGAAAAAGUUCAUAAUAUCAUCACCAGACCCUUUGCAAUCUCUGUUGUUGAUCUUCCGUCAGAAGAUUAUGUCAUUCAAGAACGAUUCAUCAACUUGCUCAAUGAUGGAGAUGCAAAACAUGCCUUCCUUAAUAUGUGUUGCAGUGAAUUCUGGAUUGAAAUGACGCAGUCCUAUCCAGAUGUCGCUAAAUGCGCCCUCAAAUUCGUCGUUCCAUUCGAAACUACGUACGAAUAUGAGAUGGCUUUUGCAAAUUUACUAUCAAUUCAAGCAAAGGCUCGCAGUAAAUUGGAUGAGGGUAGCAAUUAUUAA
This is a messenger RNA of Octopus sinensis (East Asian common octopus), 510 nucleotides long. Its product is annotated as protein ZBED8-like. Lineage: Eukaryota; Metazoa; Mollusca; Cephalopoda; Octopoda; Octopodidae. The transcript has a single exon. The record is from RefSeq and is a predicted model, not a curated record. Bases 1 to 510 code for a protein of 169 amino acids.